Molecule: messenger RNA, 2673 nt
Organism: Aspergillus mulundensis
Lineage: Eukaryota; Fungi; Ascomycota; Eurotiomycetes; Eurotiales; Aspergillaceae
Exons: 4
Coding region: 1-2673 (890 amino acids)
Source: RefSeq, a predicted model, not a curated record
AUGUCCGAUCCAUUCUCUGUCAGCGCUGGAGUGGUCGGCGUGGUGUCUCUUGGCCUUACCCUUGGACAGGGUUUCUUGCGCUACUACACGCCGUGGCACGACUAUGAUGAUGAGAUUCGAGGGUUUACCGCCAAAGUCAAUGGCCUUUUACGCACCUUACGCCUGCUCAAUAGCUUCUUGUCGCCGGAAACUGAACUACACCUUCCAUCUGACCAAUAUUGCCUUUUAGUGCAGGAUAAUCUAGCAUCCUGCGAAAAGGCAUGUCGGCGCCUGGAGAAGAUAUUGGAGGAAUGCAAAUCCACCACCUCGAACGUUCCAAGUUCGUCUUCUAUGUCGAAACGUGAUCGGUUUCGACUUCAUGUUGAGAGAGCCGCCUACCCUUUCAAGAAGGGGACAUUGGUUACACUGUCAGAAUUGGUGUCGGGUUUGCAAGAUAACCUGAAUCUCGCUGUUCAGCUCCUGACAAGCGCUCUCAUGCGUCAGCAACAGAGGCAGAUACAAGACGUCAUAUCAAGAACGUCAUCUAUUGACCUGAAAACAACGAAAAUACUCACGGUCGUCGAGCAGCAAGAAACAGGCACCAGCUCCCAAGCUGUUUUUCAGAGCUCGUCAAUUAGGUCUAGAGCGACUCAUCCCAUCCAGCCCGCGAUGCCAGAACCGAGUCUACUACGAGACCUUUGUGACAAACAGCAGCUCAUGAAUUCCUGGUUGCGGAGGAAGCGAAGGGUGCCCGGGUCACAAAUCGAGCAGAUCUCACAAUACUGUACCUGCCGUCGGAUGACGCGAUUUGGAUCACAGAGCCACCGGUCUUUUGGCCGAUGGUUCUUCCCCGCGUCCUCAUGCUCGACCUAUUCGCUGCACGAAGAGUCCUGCCCGUUGUAUGUCGACGGUCAACAGGCGUCAGGGUUUGCCGGGAGUUUCACAUUCUGCAACAGAUUUCUGGGGUUUUCAGUGCAGGUCAUGAUGACUCUGACGAGGGGCGCAGGCUCCUUUGCAAUUAGCCCAGUGAUUCGGAUGCAGGCUGUGGUGAGCCGCGACUCCCCAGCGUUUUUCUAUCUACACCAUGCUGGCAUUGAUAGAGAUGCCAAUUUUGAAGAGAUACAAGCGGCUCUUCUCAGGAUGUUCCACACCGGGGAGGCCAGCCCAACGGAUCGUCUUGAGGAUGGGAGCACAAUCUUACAUGCGCUUUGCUCCUCCUACAUCGAGGCCGAAAUCAGGCGUGAGUCAAAAUCCCUUGGCGAUUUCAAAGCAUUGGUCAAGUCAAUGAUCGAUGCUGGUGUACCUUACAACGAGCGCGAUAUCCGUGGCAGCACGGUAUCUGACCGCCUUAUUCGUUAUGGUCGCUUCAAUGAAGUGGAAGGUCACUUGUCUCCAUCUGACCAGAAGUUGGGCGCUCUGGAAAUUCUUUUGAAUUCCGGUGGAUCCCUGAAUUCGCCUGUGCUGGAGAAUGGUGGGAGCUGGUACUGUGACGCAUCACAAGUUGCACGAUAUCUACUGCCAAGAUUUCUCCACGAGUUUGAGUUUAUGGAGAUCGAAAUUGCCAUUUUAACCAGAUCAGAAGAAUCUCUCAAGCGUUGUUUGAUGCCAGAGGAUAACCAACGAUUUCAUGACGCAUUCAUCACGGGAUACUUUCACCUUCUCCAUCUGUCCCUGGGCUGGCCGGAUGGGCUGGUCCUGUUGUUGGAGUCGCCGCUACGUCAGUCCGCUGACCUUAUCAAAGACGGUCCCCGUUUCGUACACCCAGUUGGGGAUUGUUUUUGCUGGGCAUGCUAUGAGGGGGAAACCGAAUGUGCCUUAAUACUUCUGGGAUUCCUUGAAUUCGUUGAACUGGGUCAUCUAUUUGCAGCGGCCGAUCUCAAGGACGUCUCCAUUCUAAUAGGGAUAAUUUCGGCCCUGGGCAAAUCCCGACAUGACCUCCAGAAGCUGGCUCUAGAACACUUGCCGGAUGAUGUUGUGCGAGCACUUUCUCUGCCAAUCAGCGGACUCUUGGACACCAAAGCUUUUGACGUGCACAGGGAAUCGGAAGACUGCAACAUUGAUGUGCCCUUGCACUGGAAAUUGACCGCCUCUGUAUACAGUGUGGUGGGUGGCGACAUAGCAAUCUUCGAACGUCUUUAUGCUGCUGGAUUUACGGAAUUAAACCAGUGUGGUAGAAACGGCAUCACACCCCUCAUGAAGCUUCUUGAUCAUCAGAGACCCUCACCUGACCCGUAUGCUCCUUUAAAGAGCGUGGAAUGGAUGGUCCGUUGGGGUGCCAGCCUCUAUCAAGUCUCAGGGGAUGGGUAUGCUUCAAUCUUCUAUCUAAGCACCCGCAUUGGAAUGAUCCUACGAUCUUGGGGAAAACGGUACUCUCAAGACAAGAGUCUUGCAUCGCUCACGACCACACAGGAUCUAGAAACGAUCAAGUGCCUUUGUCUGCUCAUGCCGGCCGGCUCACGGGACGGCUGCUCAUGCGCGUGUACAUCUGGAAAUGGUGGCUGCACCUCAUUUCAGCAGAUGCUUCGAGCCUUCAUCAGAGUCCGUUACGAGAGCUUCUGGGAAUCCGCUUUCGCAUCACUCGCCGCCAUGAUUGACGAGCUCCUGAAUUUUCCAUCAAAACCUCUUUCAGCCGAUCACGGUCUUGAUAUUUCUCAUCAGCUCCUGCGCUACCUACAUUCGAAGCCCUGGAAAUAA